Messenger RNA from Culicoides brevitarsis, 1334 nucleotides. It is a transcript of the gene pn, whose product is annotated as exopolyphosphatase PRUNE1. Gene Ontology annotation, molecular function: exopolyphosphatase activity. Gene Ontology annotation, cellular component: cytoplasm. The record is from RefSeq and is a predicted model, not a curated record. The coding region runs from base 240 to 1334 and encodes 364 amino acids. Lineage: Eukaryota; Metazoa; Arthropoda; Insecta; Diptera; Ceratopogonidae. The transcript has 4 exons.
UUGAUUUUUUCGGCAAAAUUUUCUUAAUUUUUUCGAGUUUUUAAAUAUUUUUAGAAAUUAACAGCUUCUGUGAGGCUUGAAAAUUAUCAAAUAAAGCAUUCAGAACGUUUGAUAUGUAAAUAAAAAUUAAUUAAAAUUAAUAAUUCGUAUAAAAAUCGAUCAUUGAAUCAAUUGUUCUUCACUCUCGAGACUUUUAAGACAGAUCUUCAGGUAAAGAAAAUUCAUUAAAAUCGUUAACCAUGAACACUUUUCUCAAAGAAUCAAAAAAAUUCGCAUCACUUUUGGAACCAACAUUGGUAGUUUUGGGAAAUGAAGCCUGCGACUUGGAUUCUGCAGUUUCAGCUAUCGCCCUUGCUUAUUUUUUACAUCGCAUCGGAAGACAUGCACCUCGAAACGUAAUCCCUGUGUUAAAUAUUCCUCGAAAAGAGUUGCCUCUAAAGACAGAAGUCACAUAUUUCCUUCAAAAAAAGUCCCUUGACUUGGAAAAUCUCGUCUGCAACGACGAAAUUCGCUUAAACGAGUUAAAAGAAGCCCAAAAACUCUCAACUGUACUCGUCGAUCACAAUUUCAACACCAAAUUUGGUCAUUUAGCUGUUCAAGUACUCGAUCAUCAUCAAUUCGAUCCAAACUCAAAUCUACCUGAGACUUGCGAGAAACGUAUUGAACUUGUUGGAUCUUGUGCUUCAAUCGUCGCUGAUCACAUUUUCGAAUCAACCGAAGGGGAUUUGGAAUCUUUAUCGCUCUUGUAUGCCGCCAUCGUCUUGGAUACUGUGAAUUUUUCGAAAGACGCUGACAAGGCACGAGAACUUGACUUCCGAAUGGCUGAAAAAAUCGAAAAAUUAUUAAACAUCAAAAAUAUCGAGCAACAUCGCGUUGAAUUGAUGGAAGAACUUAUAAAAGCCCGAAGUGACGUUUCUUCAUUGAAUGCCGCUCAAAUUCUGUACAAAGAUCUCAAAAUAAUAAAAAAUCCCGCGGGAAAUAAAAUUAUAGCAAUUCCGGGAUUUCCAAUUUCCGUCGAAGAUUUCGUAAAAAAGGAAAAUUCUGAGGAAAAGUUGCGAGAAUUUGCUGAAGAGAACAAUUGUGAUGUCAUUUUAUUGAUGGGUUUGAAAAUAAUUGACGGCGUUAUUCAUCGCGAUUUGGGUUUAAUUAACAUAAGAGACGAAAAAUUGUUUGAAAAGGUAUCAGAAGCCCUUCAAAAUUACAAUCCAUCACUCCAAUUAGAAGCAAGAAGCAAUAUUUCCUUCAUGUCGGGUCAAUUUUUCAAACAAUUGAACCUAAAAGCAUCACGAAAACAAAUUCUACCGUUGACAAAAGCAGUUCUCGAUACAUUUUAA